GAGUACCUAUAAGGUCCGUAGAUGAAAUUAUACUUUAUACUGCUUUAUACCCUGUAACUCGCAGUUCCUUCUGGUUCCUUCUCAGCCUCAGGUUAUAUUUUUUGCGCUAGUUAUCUUACAUUUUAGAAUUUAUAUGAAAUGUUCUAAUGUUAAUGACAAUAUAAUGGAAGAAAAUAUAAUGACAAUGCCGGAACAAGAACGGUUAAGUUAUGAAAAUAAAGUUAUAUUGGCACCUAUGGUGCGAAUCGGCACACUUCCUAUGCGCCUUCUUGCGCUCGAUUAUGGUGCUGAUAUAGUAUACACGGAGGAACUCAUAGAUUGGAAAUUACUACGAUCAUUUCGUCGUGUAAAUGAUGUUCUGGGAACAGUUGAUUACAUAGACAAAACAGAUGGUACCGUGACUUUUCGGACCUGUCUCAGAGAAAGAAAUAAAGUGGUCCUUCAAAUUGGAACUUGUGAUGCUGCUAGAGCUCUGAAAGUAGCCAAAAUGGUAGAACAAGAUGUUGCUGGAAUAGACCUCAAUAUGGGAUGCCCAAAAUUGUUUUCUAUGUUGGGGAAAAUGGGUGCCGCUCUUCUUCAGGAACCAGAAAUGGCAACCAAAAUUUUGAAAACAUUAGUUGAUAAUCUAAGCAUUCCAGUAACAUGUAAGAUUCGUAUACUGCAGGAUGUAGAAAAAACUCUGGAACUCUGUGAGCUUCUAGCAUCUACUGGUAUAUCAGCUAUAGCAGUUCAUGGUAGGACUGUUAAUGAAAGACCACAACAUGCUAACCGUAAUGAAGUUCUGAAAGCAAUUUCCAGUAAACUUUUAAUACCAGUUAUAGCAAAUGGAGGCUCAAAAGAUGUACAAAAAUAUUCUGAUAUAUCAAAAUUUAAGGAAGUCACAGGGUGCAGCAGUGUCAUGCUUGCACGUGCAGCCCAAUGGAACUGUUCUAUAUUUUGUAAAGAUGGUUUACUUCCUAUGGAAGAUGUGAUAAAGGCAUAUAUAAAGAUUGCUGUAGAUUGUGAUAAUUCACCUUCCAAUACGAAAUAUUGUAUACAAAAUAUCCUUCUUGAACAACAAGAGUCAGCGCUAGGUAAAAGAUUCCUGAAUUCCCAAACUUUAGAACAGAUAUGUGCUGUUUGGGAAUUGAGUGAUUACUGUUGUUCAAAGAGAAAAGAAUUUGAGGAGAAAGGUUUACAAGGCAGAUCUCAAGUGUCGCCUAUGAAGGAGGAUGAAGUACAGAAUGAGGAUCAAGUGUCCAAUAAAAGGAAAUUUUCAGGAGAAGAAGAUGUAGUUCUUAUGCAUUGUGCAUUCUUAAGAAAUAACUACCUGACAGAUCUUGAAUUACCCUUCCGAUCCGUCGUUACAGUUGACGGAAGAAAGUUUGGGUCAUCCUUCUGGGAAAAAAACAAGAAAUGGGCGGAACAAGGAGCUGCGUUAGUUUGCCUGUAUUCGUUAGGUCUACUCAGUGAAAAAGCUCUGGUUACUACGGGAAAUGUAAUUUCCUGAUGUCCAAUAGUUGAAAGUUACAGAGAAUUAAUUAAAACUUGAAAAUA
Messenger RNA from Dufourea novaeangliae, 1536 nucleotides. RefSeq names its product tRNA-dihydrouridine(20) synthase [NAD(P)+]-like (gene Dus2). Gene Ontology annotation, cellular component: cytoplasm. The transcript has 5 exons. Bases 164 to 1489 code for a protein of 441 amino acids. Lineage: Eukaryota; Metazoa; Arthropoda; Insecta; Hymenoptera; Halictidae. Gene Ontology annotation, biological process: tRNA dihydrouridine synthesis. Gene Ontology annotation, molecular function: tRNA dihydrouridine synthase activity; tRNA binding; flavin adenine dinucleotide binding. The record is from RefSeq and is a predicted model, not a curated record.